Molecule: messenger RNA, 2860 nt
Organism: Punica granatum (pomegranate)
Lineage: Eukaryota; Viridiplantae; Streptophyta; Magnoliopsida; Myrtales; Lythraceae
Source: RefSeq, a predicted model, not a curated record
AUUUUCUCAAUUCAAAGCAAAGCAAAGCAGAGACAUCAUGUUGUCCUGUUUACCGGUACAAAAACUUAAAGCGGCAGAUCUCUGCGCUGCUACCCCUCGACAUCGACCGACUCCUUCCUUGGAAUCCGAUUCCUAAUCCAAUCUCCGAUUCCUCUCAACUUGACGGAACGCUCUCUCUCUCUCUCUCUCCCUCCCUCCCCCCCUCCCUCUCUCCCGGAAUCUGAUGUCGGAAUCUCCUUAUUCGGACUCUCGCUUUCAUGGCCGAUUACAUCCGCUGCCUUUACAGAUUUUUGACGUCCUGCCACCGGAUGCAGGGGAUUGUCCCUCUUGAGCUGAUUCCUUCUGAUUCUUAGCAGCAGCAGCCAGUUUUCUUGUAAUGCAAUCAGCUGAUGAGACAAGGAAGAAGUUGAAGAGAUCAAGGUCCUUUCCACGCACGAUGCCUGUCACUGACAACACGGCUUCACAAACUGUAGAGGACUGCAGUCUUUUUCCCAUUGAUGAAAUAGUGCAGUAUCCCUUGCCUGGAUAUGUUGGACCAAGUUCGAUAACUUUCAGUCCCGAUGACAGUUUGGUGACUUAUCUCUAUAGUCCUGACCAGACUUUAAAUAGGAAGGUUUUUGUAUUUGACCUAAAGAGCUGCAAGGAAGAGUUGUUCUUCAGUCCUCCCGAUGGUGGGCUCGAUGAGAAUAACAUAUCACCUGAAGAAAAGUUGAGAAGAGAAAGGUUGAGGGAACGUGGUCUGGGAGUUACACGAUACGAAUGGGUUAAGACGAGUACGAAGAAGAAAACCAUCAUGGUCCCUCUCCCUAAUGGGAUAUUCUUCCAGGAUCUCUCUUCUCCGAGUCCAGAACUCAAGCUCUCAAGUUCACCAUCUUCACCAAUUAUCGAUCCACAUAUUUCUCCAGAUGGCAGCAUGAUAGCUUUUGUUAGAGAUUGUGAGUUGCAUGUUCUAUAUGCAUUGUAUAAUGAACAACGGCAACUAACAAGUGGUGCUGCAGAAAAAGGCAUGACGCAUGGGCUUGCUGAAUAUAUAGCUGAGGAAGAGAUGGAUAGGAAGAACGGGUACUGGUGGUCAUUGGACAGCAGAUUCAUUGCAUUCACACAGGUCGAUUCUUCUGAGGUACCUCCGUUCAGGAUAAUGCAUCAAGGGAAGAGCUUGGUUGGUCCUGAGGCACAGGAAGAUCACCCCUAUCCCUUUGCAGGAGCCUCAAAUGUCAAGGUUCGUCUUGGGGUAGUUCCCUCUGCUGGGGGUCCCAUUAGAUGGAUGGAUCUUCAAUGCGGAGGAUCAGACCAAGUGGACAAUGAGGAUGAGUACUUAGCUCGAGUUAAUUGGAUGCAUGGAAAUGGCCUCGUAGCUCAGGUAGUGAAUAGAACGCAAUCCAAGAUAAAGCUGCUUAAGUUCGACAUUCGGACUGGGCAAGGUAAAGUCAUAUUGGUGGAAGAGCAAGAUACGUGGAUUAACUUGCACGACUGCUUCACUCCUCUCGACAGAGGGUUAGCAAAAUUCUCAGGAGGAUUUAUAUGGGCCAGCGAGAAGACAGGAUUUAGACACCUAUACUUGCAUGAUACUAACGGGUCUUGCCUUGGGCCAAUCACCGAGGGUGAGUGGAUGGUCGAGCAAGUUGCUGGCGUGAACGAAGCUUCUGGACUCGUGUAUUUCACUGGGACUCUGGAUGGACCGUUAGAGCAUCAUUUGUAUUCUACAAAACUCUUCCCCGACAGGAAUGCUCCUUUGCCUGCUCCAAGGAGAUUGACUCAGGGAAAUGGAAAACACGCUGUUGCGCUUGAUCAUCAUUUGCGAACUUUUGUUGAUAUUCACGAUUCCCUUACUUCUCCCCCUCGUAUUUCGCUCUGCUCAUUGCACGACAGAAGCGUCAUUAUGAAUCUGUAUGAGCCACCAUUCACGAUUCCAAGACUGAAAAAGCUGCAGCUUGAGCCUCCAGAGAUAGUUCAGAUUCAAGCGAAUGAUGGGACAGUCUUGUACGGGGCGUUAUACAAGCCUGACAUAAUGAUAUAUGGCCCUCCGCCUUAUAGGACCAUGGUAAGCGUUUAUGGUGGCCCGAUUGUGCAGUCUGUCUUCGAUUCGUGGAUCAAUACAGUGGACAUGAAAGCGCAGUAUCUCCGAAGCAAGGGCAUCUUAGUAUGGAAGAUGGACAAUCGAGGAAGUGCACGAAGGGGCUUGAAGUUCGAAGGGGCUGUUAAACACCGUCUCGGCUUUGUAGACUCUGAGGAUCAGGUCGCCGGGGUCCGGUGGCUCAUCAAACAGGGCCUGGCCGAAGCUGGGCGAAUUGGAUUGUACGGCUGGAGCUAUGGGGGCUACCUCUCAGCCAUGUCACUCGCAAGGUUCCCAGACGUGUACCGCUGUGCUGUCUCUGGGGCCCCCGUGACAUCGUGGGAUGGGUACGACACGUUCUACACCGAGAAGUACAUGGGCUUGCCAGCCCACAACACAUCAGGCUAUGAGUCAAGCUCCGUGUUGUCUCAUGUUGGGAAGAUGAAAGGGAGGUUGUUGCUUGUACACGGGAUGAUAGACGAGAACGUUCAUUUUAGACAUACUGCGAGGCUUGUGAAUGCGCUCGUGGACGCUAGGAAGCCUUACGAGCUGCUGAUCUUCCCCAACGAGAGGCACAUGCCGAGAAGAUUCCGGGACCGGAUUUACAUGGAGGAGAGGAUCUGGGAUUUCAUCGAGAGGAACCUGUGAAAAAAGAAAAGCGUGUUAAAAGCAUCUUUCUUGAUAAAUAAGCAAUAAAUCCCUCUCUUGCUGAUGAUCUAUUUGCUGCUGCUUGUAUUUGGGAUGGUACUUUGGUUUCCUCGAAUUUCCGCUUCUUUUCAGCAACCUACUCAUUCAUGCUUCCCUGCC